Laccaria bicolor S238N-H82 is the source of this 1166-nucleotide messenger RNA. RefSeq lists its product as uncharacterized. The coding region runs from base 459 to 1166 and encodes 235 amino acids. The record is from RefSeq and is a predicted model, not a curated record. The transcript is spliced from 8 exons. Lineage: Eukaryota; Fungi; Basidiomycota; Agaricomycetes; Agaricales; Hydnangiaceae.
AAAAGGCGCCCAUAGCCGUCGAACAAUGCAAAAGUAAGCACGGCUCGGAAGAGAGUUGGUUCUACGCAAAACAUGAACCAGCCUUUGCUCCAUCCGUAACGCGCAUAUGCACCACCCUCCUUAGGCUCAUCGUCCCUAAGCGCCAUCUACCUCCUCUCUACCUCCUCUCACGUUCCUCUCCUUCAAACUCUCAUCACCAUCAAUCACUCUCCCAACCCUCCUCAAAGCUUCAUUUUACCCGCCCAUCUACCCCGGCACUUCCGAUCUACGGCGACCAUCCUGACGUGUCUGUGCCGCAUCCCCAUUUUUGCAAAACGUCUCUCCUCAUGCCUUCGCACCGUACAACUGGAUGGCUUUUCCCAUAAAACACGGUCACAAAGUGGAAAAGAUCGGUGGAAAUAUUCCUUUAGGCUUCGUUGUCGGAUAUGAGGGGUAAUGGGGGGUAGAGUGGAGUGGGAAUGCGUAUGAGUAUUAUGUUGAAACUGAGAGAAGGAGGGGGCCACUGCUUGACGCUGUCAACUUGGUUGGUUUGGUAUCUGAUCACGGCCGUUGUGGACACUUAUACGACCUCCGUUUGUUCUACGGAUCCAGCAUCAAGUAUCCCUUGCAGUCGAUCCCUGUGUCUCCUCCCCGACAAAUCACCUUCCUCUCACGGAGGCUGCCCAAAAGCGUCCUCCUAUAUUGGUAUUGCCCUCUCGAUCAACAAUGAAGCGACCAAAUAUUUCUACACCAUGACGGCGUUCUACACAUCGCCGCGCAAGAGAUCCGUCCCCGACUUAUCUGGUCCGAUUUCUCAGGAGCGCACCUCGCUUGCUGGGCAUCGUACCCUCCAUUCCGAGAAUGACAUUCCAAACGCGCGCCCCAAAUCGGACGAUGGACUCCUUCUCGAUUUCGAAACCGCCGUUCCCAAUGACGUCGAUAUUGAGCUACCCCGGAUCUUGGCAUUGCCUCGAAAUCAAUGGGACCGGAAAGGGCUAUAUGAUAUCGCGUGCUUCUCGUUCAUGACGCCAACAAACUAUCAUAUCCAACCUUCUCCGUUUGUAUACGGUUCAGAACAUGCGGUUAAGGGGCAGACCAGUUACUGGAUUCGACUGCCAGUCGGACAGCGACAAUGUGUGCAAGUCCAUAUUUUUUUGGUUGUCAGUUACCAACAAUCGGCAAAGUGA